Molecule: messenger RNA, 1652 nt
Organism: Oncorhynchus masou masou (cherry salmon)
Lineage: Eukaryota; Metazoa; Chordata; Actinopteri; Salmoniformes; Salmonidae
Product: cytochrome c oxidase subunit 5A, mitochondrial-like
Exons: 5
Coding region: 91-513 (140 amino acids)
Biological process (GO): mitochondrial electron transport, cytochrome c to oxygen
Cellular component (GO): mitochondrial inner membrane
Source: RefSeq, a predicted model, not a curated record
GGUAUUGAGCUACCAGCUCACAUCCUUGAGUCGAAGUCUGAUCCCAUCUAUAUUUGCUUGUCCGUAACGUUAGCUGACUGUCCCUGCAUCAUGUUUCGAGCCGCCGUCCGACUUUCAGUGUCCGGUGCCCGGAGUUUGACACGGCCACAGCUUGGACUUACAGCUCCACUGGCCCAGAGGUGUUACGCCCAUGGUGGGAAGCUGGAAUCGGACGAGGAGUUUGAUGCCCGAUGGGUAACCUAUUUUAACAAGGCAGAUAUUGAUGCGUGGGAGCUGAGGAAAGGGAUGAACACGCUGAUUGGAUACGACCUGGUGCCUGAGCCUAAGAUCCUGGAAGCAGCUCUCCGAGCCUGCCGCAGAUUAAAUGACCUGGCUAGCGCCAUACGUAUCCUGGAGGCUGUCAAGGACAAAUCUGGUCCCCACAAAAAAAUCUACCCAUACUUAAUUCAGGAGCUGCGACCAACACUAGAUGAGCUUGGUAUCUCUACACCUGAAGAGCUUGGCAUGGACUAAGUAUAGAUGGUUUUCUCUGGGCUGCUGUUCUCUCUGGGCUGCUGUUAUCUCUCUGGGAACCUUGUACUUCGUCUUUGCCUCGUAUAAAUGUGAUAUUUAAUUUGGGCCUUUAUUAAGUUCUUUUGCUUGUAAAAUAUUGAUGAACCUAAUAAAGGAAAAACUACUUUUUUUUUUUUUUUUUUAAAUGUGUCAAAUGUGCUUCUUGGUAUCAUUUUAGAUAUGUUUGCAUUUCAACAUUUGCAGGUGAUUUUUAUUAUUAUUUUCUUCCCGUUUUUAAAUGUAACUAGGGAAGUCUGUUAAGAACAAGGAUGGCCUACACAGGCCAAACCUUAACCCGGACGAUGCUGGGCCAGUUGUGCUCCGCCCUAUGUGAUUGCCGACUGACUGAACUACAGAUUGCCUUUGUGUCAUAAAGAACUAUUAAUUAUUUGUAGAUCAGUCACAGUUUAACCAAAAUGCCUCACGUCUGCUGGGGCGGCAGGUAGCCAAGUGGUAAGAGCUUUGGGCCAGAAAUCGCAAGGUUGCUGGAGCGGAUCCCCGAGCUGACAAGGUAAAAAUCUGUAAUUCUGCCUAUGAACAAGGCAGUUUAACCCACUCUCCCCUGGUAGGCCAUUAUUGUAAUUGACCGUUGAGGUGGUGGGUGUGGUCUGUCAGUCAUGUCUAGGACCCAUUUGUAAGGACCAUUCUAGUCAUUUUAAAGUAGUCCAUUUUCAUCAUUGUCUGACUGCUCAACUCAGGAAUCGCCACCCAGUUGACUACUUUAAAAUGGUAGAAGCCCUCGGGCAAUGUCCAUGCUAAAACGCAUUAUCUGUGAUUUAGUCUCUGACAACAGGCUGAUGACAACUCUGAUAAGUUGGUUUUUGGGUAAGUUGCCAAAAGGUGACCAAGCCAUAGAGCUAGACAGAGGACUCAUUUGUAUCAGUGUUGUUAUAGCAUCUGUGACAGCAUGGGCAGCCACUCAGUGCAUGUAUAACAACCUAAAACAUUCCAAACAUCUAUUAAAUCAAAUAAACCUCAAGCAGCAAAUGGGCAAUUACCUUUUUGUUUGUUUACCAAAUAAGACGCUCAAUGACCUCCAUACAAAACUCCUCACUUCUGGGCAGUGUUGUAAAGUACAUAAAUAAAAAUAUUUUAAAGUA